AUGACGGCCAACUUUUCAGUUGACGAUGCCCUCGUUGGAAAAGUGACGUCCUACGUUGAGAAGUACAUGUCCAACUACGACGCAUCUCACGACUUCAAUCACAUCAAGCGUGUUCUCCGCCUCUCUCACCACAUUCAAUCUCACACUCCUUCGACAUGCCGGUCUCUUGUCACUCUAGCCGCACUACUUCACGAUGUCGGCGACAAGAAGUAUCUCCGUCUCGGUGAAGAUCCCUCACGAAUGGUAGCAUCGGUACUUGUAUCCUUUGGCGCACCGCAGGAUCUUGCCGACACUGUUCAAGCCAUCUGUCUCGGCGUCAGCUACUCCUCCGAAGUCAAGGACCCGGCGCACACUCGGGCCCUGGUGGAGACGUAUCCGGAGCUGGCGGUUGUGCAAGACGCCGACCGGCUGGACGCCAUUGGUGCAGUUGGCAUCGCAAGAACGUUUGCGUUUGGAGGAGCAAAGAGCCGCACGCUGGAGAACACUAUGGAGCACUUUGACGAUAAGCUGCUGUUACUUGAGGGAAUGAUGAAGACAGAUGAGGGGAGGAGGAUGGCCAAGGAGAGGACGGAGAGGUUACGGUUGAUGAAGCAAUGGUGGCAAGAGGAGACAGCCGAGUAG
Fusarium venenatum is the source of this 621-nucleotide messenger RNA. RefSeq lists its product as uncharacterized. Lineage: Eukaryota; Fungi; Ascomycota; Sordariomycetes; Hypocreales; Nectriaceae. The record is from RefSeq and is a predicted model, not a curated record.